Messenger RNA from Penicillium atrosanguineum, 3954 nucleotides. Its product is annotated as CHAT domain-containing protein. The coding region runs from base 1 to 3954 and encodes 1317 amino acids. The transcript has a single exon. The record is from RefSeq and is a predicted model, not a curated record. NCBI's taxonomy places the organism in Eukaryota, Fungi, Ascomycota, Eurotiomycetes, Eurotiales, Aspergillaceae.
AUGGAUUUCGAUCACUUCAUCAGUCUCUGUGGCCGAUCGCUCUUCGCCGAGGAAUACCGAGGUAAUCUAGAUGCAGCAUGGGAUUAUUUGCAGCAAAAUCGGCCCGAUGCAGACCCCGUGGUGCCCAAUGUUCAGGCUGAAUACCUGCGUUGCACGUCCAUCUACUCGAUCUUGAUCGGCAGAUUUUCAGAUGCGUAUAAAAGUUUGGAAGCUCUUCAUGGUCUACUUGAUCAUCUGCCUCAGGAAUGGGGCUUGCGGUAUACCAACUACAAAGUGCUCGCCGACUAUACCCGCCGCUACCCUCCUGCAACACAUUUCUAUCAUGAAAAUGGAAACCCGCUGGAAAUAGUGAUGCUAAGCGACGUCAUUGGCGCCAUCGAGAUUAGUUCGAGGUUUAUGCGAGAUGUGCAGAAAUAUCUUCACCUCGGUCUACCGCGGGACCAGGGCUUUUGUCAGGUUCUAAGCGCCGUGCAAUGUUUCCCGAAAUAUUCCAGGGAUCUUUCUUCCCACUUCCACCCUCUCUCCUGCCGGUCCUCUUAUGGUACGCCCAAGGCCGACCCAGUACUCAUGAUAAAGCAAUAUGGGCGGAGUUUGCAAAAGUUCCGUGACAUCGCAGAUGCAAAUAUGGUUACGGGAAUGGCAACCUAUCUCAAUCUUCUCAUUUUGAAAUUACAUUUAUCAUGCCAGAACUCAUCAACUGCAGCCUUGGAGGAUCAUUUCAAGCGAUGCAGUAGGCUCAAUGACCAUGCAGGUAUGGGAAAUUGCAAGAUGAUUGAGGGCGACAACUAUGUCAGCCCUGCAUUUACCAGUCCUCUUUCAUUGAAUCUUAUCAUAACCAACGUUUCGUCAUGUAUAGGAGAGGAUAAAAUUUGGGAUCCGAUCGAAUUUGGGCUCAAUUUUGACUACUCUUUAGCAGCUCAGGUUUGUUAUGAAGAUGCUCUCAAUUUGUUCAGAACUGCUGGUUGUAAACGAGGACAAGCAGCAGUAUUGCUUCGCCAGGCAUGCUGCCUGCACAACGAAGCACGUCAUCAGCGAGCCUCAAAAAGCCAAUUCUUUGAUUUUGAUGUUCUGGGCAACGUGGAGACAAAACUGCGAGAGGCAUUGAGGCUAUUCGGAAAGGAUGAAGCCAAUGUGCAGAUUGUCAAAGCUCACCAAUUGAUGCUGCAGAUUAGCAUGAAAAAUCCUCGAAAUGCAAAGACAAUUGCGAGGGAGCUAGGAGAGUGGGGAGUUCAGUCAAAGAACGAGAUUUUGACUCACUUUAUCGGGCUUCUACUCUCGCGAUUUGCGCGCCAAGAAUGGGACACGUUCUCAAGUAUGGACGCGGCAUUACUAGCAUGGGAAUAUGCCUACGAAAUUUUAAAGCCAGUCGGGGAUGAGAUUCCACUCAUCCAAUCCGUUGUUUGUCGGGCAUGGGUGCAGCAUGACAUGUUCAAUAAUGCGGCAUGCCGAAUGUUCACCGAGGAAGCCAUUUCCAUGGUGGAUCAGAUAUCCAGCUAUUACGAUACACGAAUCAGGUCUUCACCUCAUGAAAAAGACCGGGAAAUACUGCUCAUCAGCAAGUUCAACCUCUUUUGGAGUCUUGGUAGAACUAUCGGCAGCAUUUGGCUCCGCAUGGAAGAGCUACAGGCCUUUGAAACGUGGCAAACGAAACUCGCAUAUUGGAUCGAAAAUGACGAAAGUUUCCAAAGCUGGCGCGAAAGAAUGCAGAAUAAAGAAAGUAUAAAGAAUAAAUACUUGACUUUUACGCAGGAGAAGCUGAGAAGUCUUUGGCAUAAAGCAAUGGCGGAUGAUGCAGCGAGAGUUGUGUACGGCUCCGCCAACAUGAAGUGUCAAAAACUUCUGGAAGACGGUGAUGUCGUCAAAGCGGAAGAAGUCCUUCGCUCGUUUGUCAAAAGCUCACAGUCUUUAGAGGGGUCAUAUUCAAGAGAGCUCUACCGUAUCCUGGCCUGUGAGCGAAUCGGCGAUCUGGCUAAGGCGCGCGAGAUCUUGGAUUCAAUCGAUGACAACAUUCUCUUCCACGAGAAUCUCGAUGAAUUCAAAGCUGGCAACAACCUCUCAAUAUUUCCAGAAAUCGCAGAAAACGCCCUUACCUUCUUAACGUACGGUGGAGACUUGGAGCGUGCUCGCCGAAUUCUUGACCUCAUCAUUCAAAUUUCGCCCGCGUUCUUUGAGGAAAAUUCAAGUGCUAUCGAUCUUGCCUGCAGGAUAGGAAGCUACGGUGCAAUUAUGAAGGAUGUAAAGCCAAAGAUCUGUUUCAACAAGUUACUUGAAGCCCGUAAGAUUAUCGAGACUGUGCGAGUUCAGACCCAGGACUUGGAUGCCAAGAUAGGAACCGCCAAAUCUUCCUGGGUUGGAGAAGUCUAUCUCGACCUUGCGCGGAUUUGCCUAUCCAAUUUUCUUUGUCGCACACACUAUGAAUGGACCACAAAAGCCGAGCACGGGCAUUUUGAGAAUAUUUCUUGGGUUGAACAUGCCCUGUUAUUUGUCGAAAUGAGCAGAGCACGCGCGGUCCUCGAAUCUCUGCAGAAACAAUCAAAGAAGUCAGGACCACUUUCAGAGGCAGUUCACAAGAGACGGCUUCUGCGAUCACUGCUCUCUUUGAAGUCCUUGACUCCUGAACAAGAGAACGAAGUUUCCCAGCUGCAAGGAGAAAUAGAAGUGUUGGAGGAGGAUGGAAAUCUGACCUCCGCCACCGCUUUCAUUGAAAGAGUCAAUUCUUCAGUCGAACCCAGGCUGUUGUAUGAGAGCAUUGAUGAGAAUGCUGUUGUGAUUGAAGCGACGUUUGGAUCUCGUGGAUGUGUUUCUUUUGCCGUCACAAAAGAUGGGAUUUUACAUUCUUCGACAAGCAAUUUCCGAAGUGUCGACAUGCGCAGGACAGUGAUGAAGGCGAUGCAGAUCAUGAGAGAAAUGACAGGUUAUAUCAACGACGAAGAAGCAAAACGUAAAGAAGAACUGCAAGAUUUGUCAAGGGACAUUUCUUCAGUGUUAUUGGCCCCGUUUGCAGAUAUUAUCAGAUCCAAGUCGCACGUCAUUUUUUCCGUAUCGGAUCCCCUGACUGCUUUCCCAUUCUCGAUUCUUUUCUUUGAUGACAAGCCUCUCAUCAUGCACGCGGCUGUGUCUCAAAUCCCGAGCCUCACCGUAUUGCAUUAUCUGUCUCAACGAAAGCCUGCAUCUGAAGCACCAACAGUCUCAGUUCUGGCAAAGUCACCGACACAAGAGCCAUCUACUGGGACUAGAGGUGCCAAAGAGGUUAAUCUACAUAUGGCGGGGAUUGAAGCUGUCAAUAUUGCUCGACUGUUUGCUACCUGGCCGAUUGAAGCAUCGCACCUGUCCAGGAAAGACUUUCGCCAGUAUGUCGAAGGAGGUUCUCCGAUUAUGCACAUUGGAACCCAUGGAGAUAUCGACCAUCGUAACCCCCUUCUCUCAUCCAUUUCAAUUGGCGAUGGACAAGAGUUCCGUGUCGCAGAUAUGUCCGCAAUUCGGAGCCGAGUGAAUCUUCUCGUGUUUGCCGCCUGUCUCAGCGGUUUCGGGAAGGCGACAACAGGUAGUGACGUUCUUGGGUUCUCUCAUGUCGUGUUAAGCACUGGCUGUCAGGCCUAUAUUGGUUCACUCUGGAAGGUCAGCGAUUUUGGCUCCAUGGUAAUCAUGACGUUGUUCUAUCGGCAUUUGAAGAGAAACCCUCAUUUGGCUGUGGCGGAUGUCAUGAGACUGGCACAGUUGGAUCUUCUGAAAUUGGAUAGUGAUACUGCUGAGACACUUCUUGAUGGCAUGCUGGAGAACUGGGGCGUUGCGACUAAGGGAAAUCCUAGUCCGACGGAAUUUGUUCCUGAUGCGGAGUUCCUUUUGUUCACACUGAAGAUGAUCCUUAGCCAGUUGGACUGGACUAGCCCAUUUUACUGGGCGCCAUUUACGCUAGUUGGUUACGGGGGCUUUAGAUUUAUGCAUUUACUCUAG